Terrapene triunguis (Three-toed box turtle) is the source of this 1202-nucleotide messenger RNA. RefSeq names its product succinate--CoA ligase [ADP-forming] subunit beta, mitochondrial. The record is from RefSeq and is a predicted model, not a curated record. Gene Ontology annotation, cellular component: succinate-CoA ligase complex; mitochondrion. The transcript is spliced from 9 exons. Gene Ontology annotation, biological process: tricarboxylic acid cycle; succinyl-CoA metabolic process. The coding region runs from base 129 to 1118 and encodes 329 amino acids. Lineage: Eukaryota; Metazoa; Chordata; Testudines; Emydidae. Gene Ontology annotation, molecular function: succinate-CoA ligase (ADP-forming) activity; ATP binding.
CAAAGGACCUUGUGGUAAAAGCUCAGGUUUUAGCUGGUGGUAGAGGAAAAGGAACCUUUGAAGGUGGCCUCAAAGGCGGAGUGAAAAUAGUUUUUUCUCCAGAAGAAGCAAAAGAGAUUUCCUCCAAAAUGAUUGGAAAGAAGUUGUUUACCAAGCAGACAGGAGAAAAGGGCAGGAUAUGCAAUCAAGUAUUUAUCUGUGAGCGCAGAUAUCCCAGGAGAGAAUACUAUUUUGCAAUAACUAUGGAAAGGUCAUUUCAAGGUCCUGUACUUAUAGGCAGCUCUCAUGGUGGUGUUAACAUUGAAGAUGUUGCUGCAGAGACUCCUGAUGCGAUAAUUAAGGAACCCAUUGAUAUUGUGGAAGGCAUCAAAAAGGAACAAGCUGUCAGGUUGGCCCAGAAAAUGGGAUUUCCCCCUAACCUGGUGGAUGAAGCAGCAGAUAAUAUGAUCAAGAUAUAUAAUCUCUUUAUGAAAUAUGAUGCCACCAUGGUAGAAAUAAACCCUAUGGUAGAAGAUGCGUCAGGAGUUGUGAUGUGUAUGGACGCAAAGAUAAACUUUGAUAGCAAUGCGUUCUAUCGUCAGCAGAAAAUCUUUGAUAUGCAGGACUGGACACAGGAGGAUGAGAGAGACAAGGAUGCAGCUAAAGCAGACCUCAACUACAUAGGACUAGACGGAAACAUAGGGUGUUUAGUGAAUGGUGCUGGUUUGGCUAUGGCCACAAUGGAUAUAAUUAAACUUCAUGGAGGCACUCCAGCAAAUUUCCUUGAUGUUGGCGGUGGCGCUACAGUACAUCAAGUAACAGAAGCCUUUAAACUUAUUACUUCAGAUAAAAAGGUACUGGCUAUUCUGGUGAAUAUUUUUGGAGGCAUUAUGCGAUGUGAUGUUAUUGCACAAGGUAUCAUUAUGGCAGUAAAGGAUUUGGACCUAAAAAUACCUAUUGUUGUACGGUUACAAGGUACACGAGUUGAUGAUGCCAAAGCUUUAAUAACAGCUAGUGGUCUCAAAAUCCUUGCUUGUGAUGACUUGGAUGAAGCUGCUAAAAUGGUUGUGAAACUUUCAGAAAUAGUGACCUUAGCAAAGCAAGCUCAGGUGGAUGUUAAGUUUCAGUUGCCAAUCUGAUCUGAGUUGUCAUGGAAGUGUCUAAAGUGUUAUAGUCUCUGAAAUACUGUGUUCUGUGGAUUUUUUCCUCUUUUUUUUUUUUUU